AUUUGUAUUACUAUUUAUCGGCUCGAUUUACAAUCACAUUCUAUUUUUAUAAUUACUUUACAUAACACCAUUUGACAGCUCAACACUGUCAACGAGCUGUCAUUUGUAAUCGAAAUCGAGUUAUAAUACCAAAUAUGGUACUUCUUGGAUCUGUAAGAUCAUUUGCGCUUCAAAGCGCGAAGGCUAGAAUUCCUAUGAUAAAAUUCAGAAAGGGGGCUGCAGUUUCUGCUGAUCAUAAUACUAGUGGUUCAAAGAGUCAAAGUCAAGGCAAUUCAAUGAAUAUGUCAAGUGCUUAUUCGACAGAGGCUAUUGAAGAUUGGCAACUACCUCUAAAAUGGAGAAGACGAAACAUUGAUUUAGAUGAAGUGGAUUAUAUCAAUCGUGGAGGCCCUGCAUAA
Messenger RNA from Ctenocephalides felis (cat flea), 398 nucleotides. RefSeq lists its product as uncharacterized. NCBI's taxonomy places the organism in Eukaryota, Metazoa, Arthropoda, Insecta, Siphonaptera, Pulicidae. The record is from RefSeq and is a predicted model, not a curated record. Gene Ontology annotation, biological process: 2-oxoglutarate metabolic process. The transcript is spliced from 3 exons. The coding region runs from base 135 to 398 and encodes 87 amino acids.